Messenger RNA from Coturnix japonica (Japanese quail), 6182 nucleotides. It is a transcript of the gene MDM4, whose product is annotated as MDM4 regulator of p53. Gene Ontology annotation, biological process: regulation of gene expression; negative regulation of apoptotic process; cell cycle. The record is from RefSeq and is a predicted model, not a curated record. Gene Ontology annotation, cellular component: nucleus. Gene Ontology annotation, molecular function: p53 binding; ubiquitin protein ligase activity. NCBI's taxonomy places the organism in Eukaryota, Metazoa, Chordata, Aves, Galliformes, Phasianidae.
GCAGUCAUGUCAGGGUAUUAUAUAGCCAUUAUCUGGUGUAGGAGAAGCUUUCUUCAUUAUCUGACUUGCUUCAUCUUUGUGUUAAAAUAGUGAUAUUGAUUUGACGCCCCUUUAAAGCAACGCUGGAGAAAAGUAGCCUAGGAAGGAGAACCACUCCUGUGCUGCACUCAGGAAGACAAAUACCUGCAAAAAGGCACUUGCUGGGGGGUACAAAGGUGCCUUUUGAUGUUUCCUUGGCUGAUAUCUUGCACCUCUCCCAUAGGGGGACUUGAUGGGAUGCAAUCAGGUGAAUGAGUGGUGCAAAGAAAGGCAGCAGCAGAGCAGUGAUGGGCUAAAGAUGCAGUCAGGGUGUGGUUUAUAAGGAGCAGUAAAGGCAAGCUGGAUUAUAGGUGGGCAGGCAAACUUGCAGGCAUGAAAGCUCACAGGAACCUCACAUUGAUGGGGCCAAACUUAAUUAACUGUGACUUCGUUGUCAGAUUAGUGUGUGCUUGGACCCUCCUCUCUUGGGUUUCUCUGUAUGUGAAGAAUGAUGGUAACUGGGAACAAGAAUUCAAAGUCAGGCACUAGCCCGGAUCUGUUAGUUGUGCUCUUAGUCUCAAGCUUUGCUUUCAGUGAGCAUCAAAUAAGCUGUGAUCUCAUGUGGUUCUGAUCUCUUUCAGCAACUUUUACUCACAAAAUGGGCAGUCUGCUUGUUCCUUUAGUGUGCAUGACCAUAUAAAGCAUUCAGAUGGGAAAAGAAAAAACCCUUUAUUCUAUGACUACUCUGUGAUUCAUGGUUUGUUCCAAGGCAUUGGUCUGUGGGGACCGGCCUGUGUUACACAUGUGGCUCUGAAGCUGUAGAGGAGCACAGCAUUAACUUCACUGCUGCUUUGUUGUCUGCAAACUAGUCUGGACGCCUUCAGCAUUGCAGGCUGCCACCCAAAGCUGAUGCAUUUAGCUGCAGCUGGCAGGGAGCUCAGCCAGGCUCUUGCAGAGCUCUUCCCAGGAGCGGAGACACAGGGGAGGACUUGGAGCAGGGAAGUUCAAGGCUGGUUUGUUCCAUAAACAGCUCAUCACUGCCACAAUGACAUCUUCAAGCUCUGCCCAGCGUCCAGCAGCUGAGAAUGCCUGCAGAAUCACUCUUGGACAAGCAAACCAGGUGCGACCCAAACUCCCUCUUCUGAGGAUUCUGCAGGCUGCAGGUGCCCAAGGUGAAACCUUCACCCUGAAGGAGGUUAUGCAUUACCUAGGACAGUAUAUAAUGGUGAGGCAGCUGUAUGACAAAAGGCAGCAACACAUGGUGUAUUGUGGAGGAGAUCAGCUGGGAGAAUUGCUGGGGCUGGAGAGCUUCUCUGUAAAAGAUCCAAGCCCAGUCUAUGACAUGUUGAAACGGAACCUUACUUCUGCUGCCAUGACAGAUGCUGCACAGAAUCUCGCACAGGAACAGAGCGUCGAUAAGCCAAGCCAAGACCAGCUGAAGUUUAGCCCAAAGGAAGGUUCUGACACUGUCAUCAUGGAGGAUGAAAGCAAUGCAUCUGCCGUGUCUACCUCAGAGCACAAAUGUGAGAAUUAUGAAGACAAAGACUUAAUAGAAAACCUCUCUAAAAGCAAGAAGCCUAAACUGGACCUAGUGUUUGAGGAAUGGGAUGUAGCUGGUCUUCCAUGGUGGUUUUUAGGCAACCUCAGAAGCAAUUACAAGUCCAGAAGUAAUGGAUCAACAGAUAUUCAGACUAACCAGGACAUAGACACUGCCAUUGUUUCAGAUACUACUGAUGAUUUGUGGUUCCUCUACGAAAGUCCCAUGGAUCAGACCAACACAGCAGUCAAAAUGGAAACAGCUGACUGUGAGGAAGUGAAAGAAGGUGACAAAAAGGUGACUGAGGAUGAAUGUUUGCAUGACUUUGAGGAUUCUCAGUGUUUAAGCGACGACACAGAUACAGAAGCUGCUUCUGAGGACUGCUGGCAAUGCACCAAAUGCAAGAAGUUUAAUUCUCCAGGCAAACGGUACUGUUACCGCUGCUGGGCCUUACGGAAGGACUGGUACUCAGAUUGUCCCAAACUCACUCAUUCUCUUUCUCUAUCCAACAUUGAUACUAUGCAAAAUGAAAACAGUGAUGAAGGGAUAGAUGUCCCGGACUGCCGAAGGACAAUUUCUGCUCCAGUUGGCCCACCUAAAGACAUGUAUGUGGUAGAAAAGAAAUCACAUAUAGAUCCCUGCAGUUCUAUUGAGUCCUUGGAUUUGGCACGAGAAUGUGAAAGCAGGGACUCUCUUUUGAGUUUCACUGAGCAUAAAAAGGAGGAAGAAAUACAGUCUUUAGAGAGUAUAAAGACGUUACUGAAUCCUUGCUUCCUCUGCCAUCACAGACCGCGAGAUGGGAAUAUUGUCCAUGGGAGGACUGCUCACCUUGUGGCCUGUUUCAAGUGUGCAAAGAUGCUGAAGAAAAAGAGAUCACCCUGCCCGGUGUGCAGGAAAGAUAUUAAGAUGGUGAUUAGAAUCUUUAUGGGGUAGCUGUGCCUCUUCAGGCCUUCUCUGCUGAAGGAUAGCACCCAUUUUCUUGCACUCUACACAGACCCUUAACUUCAGAGCUCAGAGCAUGAAUACCAAAGACAGAUUCCAAACAUACCAAGAGCACAGAAAUCAACCCUGUAUGUCAUAUGAAGCAGCGUCCAUUUCUGCUAUCUACUUAAAUGAAAGCCUGUUGGGAUUGGGGAGGCACCAGUGUGUUGGUAUUGAUGCCCUAGCUUUGAAAUUAUCUACAUUUGAGUUCAGUAGUUUCAGAAGGAUUCUCUGUUCUGAUAACUGGUCCUUGCAGAAAACAAGUUUAGGAGGGAGUUAUGACUUUGGCUGUUGGAGUGUUCUCCAAUAAGUCAAACUCAGUGCAAUGCCUUCUAAGUGGGAAGAGUGUGGUGGGUGGGUGGGAGGGAGGGGUAGGUGAAGAGGGUGUGAUUUACAUAAGCCAUUUCUCCAAGGAUCAGUUCUUAUAAAGGCAGUGAGUAGUAAAUAUGCAGGUUUCCAAUAAUCCCUUUUUCUUUUCUAAUGUGUAUUAGAUAAAAUGAAAGUCCUUUUGCACCCUGACUUAAAAUAAGUCCUUUCAGACUUCUAAUUUGUAGCUAUCUCAGGUCAUGUACCAGUUGGCAGAAGAACAGGGUGUUAAACUGUGCUUUAUUAUUACAUCUUCUCACUCAUAUCAAUUCAUUUAAGCACACUUCUAUGUCAGCUGUCCAAUGUUAGGUCAGAAUCUGUUGUGCCAACUGGAUUAAAUCAUAGCAGCUCUUUGCUCAUAGCACCAGUGCAACUUUCACCAUUGCUUUGUUUCAUCAGGUUGGUCUAGAAGAUGCAUUGCUUUGUGUUAUGUGGCUUUGCAAUCAGGAUACAGAUCUUUUUGGGGAUAAAAACAGUCCUGCAAAGCACUGAUUGCAGCUAGUUAGUCUAUGGGCUGUGUUUAGUGUUUGUUCUUUCUAGUUUUCUCUGCUGAUUUUUCUUAUCCAAUGGUCUAAUGCUUCAAAUCCAUUUCAGCAGAUCUGUCUGUCCUUGAAAGCUAUCUGUGGUUGCUCUGCUGUUUGUUAAAACUCAGUUAGGACUUGCAGUUUAAACAUGCUUUCUGCAUGAUUCCCUCUUCAAUCUAGAAGGUAUUUUGCAGAUAGAAGAAAAAGAAGGUAGUGUUUGGAUCUCAGAUCUUCUCUAGGCUGUUUCCCAGUUGUUUUCCACUCUCCUUGUGCUGGUCCAGUCCUAGCAGGUCAGGUUUGCAAUGGAAGGUCCCAACACCUGCCUGGCUGAAGCUCCCAGCAGUCUCUUAUGUCAAAGCUGUUUGUGUGUAACGAUAUUGGAGUAGGUGCUAUAUGCAGUCACUGCCAAAAGACAGAUCAAUAUUGUAUUUUACAGAGUAUUGUGAUUAUUUCUAUGUUGGUUCUUAUUUAGCCUAUUAUUGUUGGCUGUUAUUUACAGUUGUGUCGUAUAAGAGGAUAACAGUCUGACAUUUGCUGCACUAUCUGUGAGUAUAUGGGAGUCAGUCCACAUGGAGACAAAUGUACUUCUUGCUCCCCUAACCGAAGGGCUUUUCAAUGCAGGUGAUGCACUUUAGUCAUUCUAAGCUCAGCAGCGUUGCCUCCUUAAUCACAGGAGUUCCUGCCUGGUAGUUGCUUCCAUUUUCAGAUAGUUUCUCCUUUUUAAGGAGCCUGGGAUUGGGCAGUGUGCAUUGUGACACUCUGCAGCACUUCUGAAUACUGUGAAUCCCCCCCCACACACACAUACACUUGUAUCUAAAAGCAGUUUACUGAGUAGUUCAGUAUGGCUGCACUGAAAAGCAACUUGUGUUGACCAAACAUGUUUCAGGAGUGUGUAGGGUUCCUGCAAUGGGUUGAAUAUCCUUCCCAAAAUCCUACUGAGAUCUAUAAGAGCUUCUGUUGUUAAAUGAGAAUAGGCCCUAUUGCAGGUUGUGAUAAAGAAACUCAGUCUGUGGGAUAAGACGCAGGGUAAUGAUCUCCUUAUCUGUGACCCUUCAGUGUAACCACGUUGUUUACAACAUACAUUUGCCAAGUUCUUUAUUCUUUUUAACUGAAGUAGUCUAACAAUGUUACAGUUGGUCUUCCUUUCUCUAAACGAAUAAGCUAUUUGCAGUGCAAGUGGAGCUGUAAGUGCCCGGGUUGUGGCUGAGGCGUAGGGUGGAUGGGAGGGUUGUAGUGAGGGAGAUAGAGGGAAGAAGAAUGUUUUAUUGCUUUAACUGGAGCGUGAGGCUAAAUGAGGUGUAAUUCAAUGACACGUUGUAGGAAGUGCAGGCUGGAGGUGUGGGUUGAAGAACCAGCUCAGAGCACUGGCUUGUAAUAUUUCCUUUGCAGUGCCAUGAGAUGUCGGCCAGACGGUGCUAUUAGUUUCCUUUCCCACAUGUGCUUUUGGUUGGAGGUGGGUGGUGUGAGCUCAUGUUCUCUGAAAUCAUCCCUGGCAUCUCAUUGUGCAUAACAGCUCCCUCUCUUACUGUGCUUCUCCUAUGAAGUGCAAUAUGGCAGAAGCUGUCCGUGAGUAAGCUUAGCAGUGUUGCUGCCUGUUUUAGGAAGGGCUGAGCACAGCUGCCUUUCAACUGUCAGAUCAGAAAGGUUUCUGUGUUCUUCACUGGUCCUUGGGAACCUGCUGACAUCUCAGUGGUCAGUGUGCUCCUAUCAUGAGAUCCCUCUGCUUUUCAGCCAGAAGGUUCUGGCACCAUUUGUUUCUUCUGAGUGCUGGGCCAUUCCUUGAAGGCAGUUAUGAGCCUCUACGUUGCAUUGUAUUUAUUCUGCACUUCUUAUGGUGUCUGAUGGAAACUAUGAUACAGCUUGCCAGUGUCCUCUCCAUCCUUCUGCAUUCAGCAUUGAUUGUAGCUGAUACUGAGAAGCUGUCUUGGCAGAAGAGAAGUGGCUGUGGAUAAAUGGGAAUGAUAUGAGAACAGAGUUGGUUUUUCCUUUUGCCUCUUCUGAGCUAUGUCUUCCUCUCCUGGAAGAAGAGAAAUGCUCUCAUUAGAGGCCUUUGGUGGAGGCUGGCUGUACUGGGAGACAGCAUGGUUAAGUGAUGGGAGAGCCUUUGUCCUGGCAUGGUGUGUGAGCUGGAAGAAAUACCCCGAAUCCUCUGCCAUCUGAACACCUGCAAAGGGGCAUCAGGAUCCUCGAAAAGGAGGAGCUGCAAGGCUGUUUGUUCAAGAUCAAGACGGAUAUCUGUGAGCUUGGAGCAGCUCCAGGACAACAGAUCACCUCCACCUUGUUUUCCUUGGUCAUCUAUCCCAAAUGACUUGCAUGCAUUUUCCUUGCUCCUUUUGAAAGUAAGUGAGAUCACUCUGCAAGCAGCUGCUCAUCAGCCUUAACAUCUCUGCACCUUGCUCUCUGCACUUGUUCACAUGAACACGGACAGCUGUUGUGAUUGAAGCCCUGUUUUAAGUGUGUUCUCCUGCCUGGCCUCCCUGGCACACUUCUCCUACAACCUGUAGUUCCUGAAUCUGUUUGUCUUGGUAAGAAAAGCUCUGUAUCUGAGUACCCACCAUAAGUAGGAGCUCUCACCAAGUGUUUGCACUAUUUAUAAGAGGCACGUAGCGCAGAUGGCCUCUUUUUGUGUCCUGCGCCUAAUGAGUGUAAUUAAAUGGAGCACAUCAGACUUAUCGACGAUGUAGGUUUAUUUUUUCAUUCAUACUGCGUUUCGGGGGAAAAGCUUUGAAGUAAAGGCCUAUUUACCAGUCAUGUAA